CAUACACAUACAUACAUACAUACAUACAUAUAUAGGUCAAUAUAUGAGCAUGGAAUACUACACAUUGUCACAAGGAUACGCACAAGCAGACGAAGAACGAUCAUCUGGAAACCAUCACGUGAGAGCCACGUGGACAGACGAACGUUACGAGAGCGACGAAGAAGAUGGAUCGAGAGAAAAAAUGGUUCGCAAAGUUAACCUAAAACGAGAAGAAGAGGUAGAAACGAACGAUUUCGUGACGUCAUCAUCGGAGAAGGUGACGGGUGAGAGAAUGGUCAUGACGAGUAACGUUAAGUACAUAACUUAUGGAGCUCUGAAGCACGACAAUGGCGGACAAGGAGGAGGAAGAGCUAUGCCCAUGCCGUCGAACAGGUACAGCAAGGGACACCCAAAAUACUACAGGUGCAGGGGAUGAAACCCUAAUUGCCAAAAUCAUUAUAUGUUUCAUAUAUAUAAUACCGACAAAAAAAAAUGAUAAAUGGGAUAAUAAAUAUAUAGUUUUAGACAAAAGAGAAUUUGCGCUUCAACAUAACAAAACACAUACUAAUAGUGAAUCCAGAAUACCGGAGGUGUACGAUAUAUGUACGAUAUACAAUCCUUAUUAAUAUGCUAUUAGGGUUUCAUUUUAAAAAAUUUAUAAUUUGAUGAUUUAUAAAUUAUAAAUUAUAUUCCAUUGUAUGUA
Molecule: messenger RNA, 682 nt
Organism: Tarenaya hassleriana
Lineage: Eukaryota; Viridiplantae; Streptophyta; Magnoliopsida; Brassicales; Cleomaceae
Exons: 1
Coding region: 44-415 (123 amino acids)
Source: RefSeq, a predicted model, not a curated record